Molecule: messenger RNA, 437 nt
Organism: Zootermopsis nevadensis
Lineage: Eukaryota; Metazoa; Arthropoda; Insecta; Blattodea; Termopsidae
Source: RefSeq, a predicted model, not a curated record
UCAACGCUAUUACGAAGACACUCCGCGAGGCGGCGCCUAUGCAUGAAUGCAGAUCCUUAUUAAGUGUGGCAGUUCUGCGAGGUGCAGUGUACGCCAUAGGCGGUGAAGAUGAGACUCACAACACGGCUGAAAGAUACGACUGCAAGGCAAAUCAGUGGUCGUGGAUCGCUCCCAUGAACAAAAAGCGAUUCGAACCGCGUGCGGCUGUACUGAAUGCCCAGGUCCCAGUGGAAUUGCGAGUGGAAAUGCAACCACUCAAGCUUGCCUCUGCCAAGCCAGUAAACGCCCAACACACAUUUGCCGCAACUCUGGGUUCUGAAUUCAGUCCAGCGACUAGAAUGUCCAGAAGUGGUUCCAAAUGAGUCCCACUGAUGGCUGUCUCGGGGAUAAUCUCGCACAAGACCAAACGUCCAAGCUACCUCACCACAACACUAAUG